AUGGACACGACAGUGGAUGUCAAAUCGAUUGGGAAGCUCAUCCAUGCUGGAUGCAAGCAUCACCAUUGUCGAAAGCACGCGAAUGACUUGAUAUCUGAGUCCGUACAAACACCAACCGCUGCACCGAAGGUUGGAGAGGAAUGGCCUCCCGAGUUCUUGCACUGUGGGAUAUGGCCACCACUGCAGCAGGCGUCUGAGUCCGAAUCUGAGAUCAACGCACCCGUCAGACCCAAAGUCAAGGCAAUGAAGCAGAAAGCGCACGUCAAAGUCUAUCCGGACAACAUACCAGACAUCGACGGGGGCGGCAGUGACAGUGAGUCUGGAUCAGAUGAUUCAGACGACGAUGAGGAUGAUGACAAGGUUGCCACUCCUGCAGAGCCAUUGACCGUGGAUUCGACGGAGCUCUCAGACGCGAUAGACACGUUGAAAAUCACCACCAACGGUGCAGACAAAGAAGGGGAUCAAAAUGGGAACGAGAAGAGAAUGACCAACGUCAUCCACGCUCUAGCUAAAGCUCCAUACUCGGUGCUCAAGCUCGUCGCCAGGCACGGCAACAGCGAUGGAAGUCCACGGAGAGGAUACGAUUCGAGCAAAUCACCGCGCAACAGGCUUUUCGACCAAGAGGUCGUCGCCGAGGCCCAGGCCCGUGUGGAGAUCGCCGACUAUCUGGACAGCUUGAUUGACCACGGCGACUACGAGGAAGGUUACGGUUGUGUGUGGCCGCUCGAAGAGUACCGUCGGUCCGGAUGGGCCAAGGAGAUGGUCGCCGCGUACCCGGUGGAGAGUGCCGAGUUUACACGCGACUCCUCGGCCACGUACAUCCACCUGCAUGCGUCGCGGCUCGCAGACGUGUUUGAAGAGUUCUGCCGGCCGCCGGCGUCGACCGUGUUCGCCCCGUCCACGGUGGCAGGAGCAGCAGCAGCAGCAGCGGGAGCGUCGAACCAGGGUGCUGCGGGUGCGGGUGCGGCGGGACAAGCCACCGGCAUUGGCGGCGGACUAGCACAAGGCCUCAUCAACGCCCACCACCACGCACAGCCCACGUACGGCACCCUCGCGGACGGCAGCGGCAUGACCGCCCUGCCAGGCCAUUACCUGCCCUUCGAGGAGAUCACGCUCCCACCGCACCUCAUGCCCGUCAACCCCGAGGACGAGGACGACGUGGUGCCCGACAUGCACGCCGCCUUUGGCAUCAACCGCGCCCUGAACCAGAACCAGUCCUUUGGCGUCAUCGUGCCCGGGUCGGCGGCCGCGGCCGUCGCGGCGGCGGGGGGCGGCGUCGGUGGUGGUGGUGCAGCAGGAGGAGGAGCACUGGGCACAGAUGGAGCGACUGGUGAAGCCAGCCAGGCGGGUGCAGCGAGGGAGCCGGUGUGGAGAGAUCUAGGAUUGGAUGCGUUGGUGGCUGAGGCGCCGCGGAAUGCGGUGUCUACAGUUGGUGGGCCGGGGGCUGGACGCAGGAGAGAAGGGAGAAGGACCGGGCUAUUGCUUCUACGGUGA
This is a messenger RNA of Fonsecaea erecta, 1494 nucleotides long. RefSeq lists its product as hypothetical. Lineage: Eukaryota; Fungi; Ascomycota; Eurotiomycetes; Chaetothyriales; Herpotrichiellaceae. The record is from RefSeq and is a predicted model, not a curated record. Gene Ontology annotation, biological process: positive regulation of mitotic metaphase/anaphase transition. Gene Ontology annotation, cellular component: anaphase-promoting complex. The transcript is spliced from 3 exons. Bases 1 to 1494 code for a protein of 497 amino acids.